GAUUGUUGCCAGAUCCAUGCCAGCACUGGCAGGAGAUCUAGAGGAGUUUGAUGUGGCAGCAGAGGCAAGGGGUCUGCGCAUUAACGAAAAUAAGACUGCCUACAUGAAGAGUAGCAGACGUCAUCCAUUUCAGAACAAUGAAACAAUAAGUAUCGGAGCCCAUAAUUUCUCAGUAUUUAGGGAGUUUGGCUUCUUGAUAAUAGAUGGUAACAGUAUUAAUGCUGAAAUUGGUGCCAGGAUAGCUGCAGGAAACCGAUGCUAUUUUGCCCUUCAGUGGAUACUUAAAUUCCGUGGUAUGUCAAGGAAGGCACGGGAAGUAAGUCAAGGAAAGUGUUGUAUAGACAACCAGGAGGAGGAAAAAGGAGAGGCAGGCCACCAUUCCGGUGGAUAGAUGACAUAGAGGCGAAUUUGAGACGACUUGGUGUCAGGCAGUGGAGAGCUGCCGCAGCAGAUCGAAAGGAGUGACUCAGGUCCCUCGUGGACUGUAGUGCCGAGGAAGAAGAAGCAAUAAAGUAAGAAACAUAUUUUUUUCGAAAAUUUAAAGAAUAAACAUUUUCCACUUUGGAUGUAACAUCAAUAAAUUGAUUUAAGUCAGUGGUAUUUCAAGUGAGAUAUUUCGCCAGCUUGAAAGAAUAGAGAAUGAUUCAACAGAAGGAGUGGAAGCUGUUGACAAACGAGGGGAGAUGCUUGUUCGUCUUCUUGACACUAAGAGCCUCGGUCAUGCUGCUGCUCAGGCUGCUAGGCCCUGGUUGCAGUCACAGGAUUCAAAACAUGUGAGGCUUGUUGAAAUCGUGAAGAGACCUGGGCAAACUCUAGGGCUUUAUAUCCGAGAAGGCAAUGGGCUUGAUAGGUCAGAUGGAGUUUUCAUAUCCAGGAUAGCCCUUGAAUCAUCUGUGUACAACAGUGGUUGUCUUAAGGUUGGAGAUGAAAUCUUGGCGGUCAAUUUUGUGGAUGUGACACGAAUGUCACUCGACGAUGUUGUUAUCAUCAUGUCUAUUCCUCGGCGCCUUGUUCUUGUUACAAGAGAAGGUGCCGAAUGCCCAGCUGGCCUACAACCUGGCUCCCACCAUAAACCACCUCCUGUAGUUGUUAUGAAGGGACAGAUUAAUUCAAGGUUUUUUUAUCCAUCCAUUUGCUCCUUCCUCAAGGCGCUAUUUUGAGCCCGAGAUGCAUCUCCUAGCCCAAGACCCACUGGAACCCAAUCUGAGUCAAGUUCCUCGGGACGACUCCAUGCAUCGAGGUCACACCUUGCCCUUGGAUUAGAGGGUAGAGGGGUGUCAAAUGGUGACCUUAGGAGUUCAACUUCUCAGUACCAGUACCAGCCUCCACCGACAGCUCAUUCUCACACGGUUAGUUGCUCUAUUCUCUAUAUAAUUUUGUUUAGUUAUUGAU
This is a messenger RNA of Nezara viridula (southern green stink bug), 1392 nucleotides long. Lineage: Eukaryota; Metazoa; Arthropoda; Insecta; Hemiptera; Pentatomidae. The record is from the annotation of a GenBank genome assembly.